CUUUUCCUCCGUCUCUCUCUUCCUCGCUCCCUCACUUCCUGAAGGCUCAGGAACAUACACUCCAGCACAGAACACAAGCCUCUGGGCCUUGUGUGUCAGUGAUAAAAUCUUUCAGUCUGACUCCUCGCUGUGUGUUAACGAGCACGCGUGCCUAACUGCCAACAUGUGAGAGCCCGUGUGCCUGACGUGUCAUUCGUCAGUCAGCGUGUCAGUCGGUUAGGCUGUUCGCCUCCGCGCCGUCCUCACACCAGCACCGGAAAGGCGUGCCGCAGGAGGUCAGCCGGGCCACCGGGGGGCAGUGAUGACGGUGACCUACUCGCGUAGGGUGGCCGACGCCGGCCUUGGCAGCUUCUUCCACCUGCUACUGCGCUGGAGGGGAAGCAUCUACAAGCUGCUGUACAGGGAGCUGCUCAUCUUUACUGCGCUCUAUUGCGCCCUCAGUGUCAUUUACAGGUUCCUACUGAAUGAAGGCCAGAAGAGGCUGUUUGAGAAGUUGGCCAUUUACUGCAACCGUUAUGCUGAGCUGAUCCCUGUGUCCUUCAUCCUGGGUUUCUAUGUGACGCUGGUGGUGUCCCGCUGGUGGGGCCAGUUUGAGAGCGUGCCCUGGCCCGACAGGCUGGGCUCGCUGGUGGCAGCACACGUACGCGGAGGCGACGAGGCGACGCGGCUGAUCCGCAGGACGCUGAUGCGCUACGUCAACCUCUCCGGCGUGCUGAUCUACCGCUCCAUCAGCACCGCCGUCUACAAGCGCUUUCCCACCAUGGAGCACCUAGUGCGGGCAGGUCUGAUGACUGCAGAAGAGCUGAAGCAGUUAGAGGCCCUCCCGUCAGCUCACAGCAAGUUCUGGGUUCCCUGCAUGUGGUUCGUCAACCUGACCAUGAGGGCCCGAACCGAGGGCCGCAUCAAUAACGAUGUGGCCCUCACCGCCAUCCUCAAUGAGCUGAACUCCUUGCGUUCCCAGUGCAUGAAGCUCUACAGUUAUGACUGGAUUAGUCUCCCUCUGGUUUAUACCCAGGUGGCAACGGUGGCUGUCUACACUUUCUUUCUCGCCUGUCUGAUUGGUCGACAGUUUCUUGACCCCGCCCAGGGCUACCCUGGACACGAUCUUGACUUCUACCUGCCAGUCUUCACCCUCCUCCAGUUCUUCUUCUACUUUGGCUGGCUAAAGGUGGCUGAGCAGCUCAUUAACCCCUUUGGAGAAGAUGACGACGACUUUGAGACCAACUGGCUGGUCGAUCGCAACCUUCAGGUGUCCCUGCUGACAGUGGAUGAGAUGUACGACAGCGUGCCGCUUGUGGAGAGGGAUCAGUACUGGAACGAGUCGGAGCCCCAGCCCCCCUACACCGCAGCCAGCGCCGACCACCGCAAGCCUUCCUUCAUGGGCUCUGCUCUGGACAUCAGUGUGCCCAAGGAAGAGAUGGAGUUCCAGUCCAAUCUGGAGCAGAUCAAGGAGCACGAAGAGGCCAAUCACUCGACGCCCCUCCUGGGGGGUCUGAGCCGCUUCCUGGGGGUCCAGCCCCCCAGUUUCCCGCGCGGCUCGGCCUCGUCGCGGGUCUCCCUCCUCCGCAGGCGGCCCGGCGCCCCGCUCGGCCGCUUCCCGCUCUACCUGCACCCGGAAGGUUCUCCGGCCCCGGGGCAGCCCUGCCACCCGCCGGAGCGGGAGCUGGAGCUGGCCUUCUCCUCGCUGCCCGCGUACGAGCGGCCGGGCUUCUACAGCUGCCCGCAGACGCCCAUCCACUGCGCGCCCGCCGCCCCGCCCCGCCCCCGGCCCCCGCGCUGGCCCCAGGACUGGGACCGCAGCUCCUGCUCCCUGGCCCCGCCGGCGCCGCCCCCGGACACGCCCGGCCGCCCGCCCCCCACCUCCGCCUUCCCCUGGCUCGGCUCGGAGGGAGAGCCGCACCCCGGCCACACCUUCUGCUUCCCCGAUCCCGCCCCCGAGCCGUGCCCCCUGCCCAAACUCCGCCCCUCCCAGGGCCCGCCCACCCGCCGGCCCCCGCCGCCCCGCCUCUCCCUGGACAUCCCGUCCUCCGGCGACAGCCAGGCCGGCCCCCUCAGCGCCCGGGGCCCGGGGGGAGGGGUGGAGAAGGUGUUUUCCUUCACUCCUCCCUCCCGAAACCCCGCCCCCAGUGCCAGCGCCAGCUCCGGCAGCAUCAACGCUCCCGGCAGCAGCAGCAACAGCAUCGCCGGCGGCCUCUGCAACGGGGGCAGCCACGGCAGCUUCUGCAACCACGGAAACUUCUCCCCCGCCGCCGCCGCCGCUGCCAACCGGGCCAGCGUGGUGGGCGGGCCCGCCGGCAUUAGCCCCGCCCCCUCCUCCGCGGUCUCUCCACCGGCAGCCACUCAGCAGCCCUCGCCCAAUGAUUCAGGGAUCUCCCUGGUGGAGGGAGACCUGCUGGGCCCUCUGAUGCAGGAAGGGGGGAAAGGUCGGGCCCCAGGGGGGAAGGACGCAGACUGAGGGGGAGGGGCUUGUCCUCGGCUAUCUUCGGCACGCAAACCAAGGAGGAUCCAACCGCUACCACAACUGCGUCAAAUGUGAAAAUCAGACAUUCAGUCAGGGUAGCCAUCCUUGGUCCUGGAGAGCCACAGGGCCUGCUGGACUUACUUACACAGGUAAUAAAUACCUCACCUCAUUUACUAAGUUCUGAAAUUGAUUGCUGAUCUUAAGGUGAAACCAAACCCUGCAGACCCUAUGGUUCCCAAGGACCAGGGUUAGGGAGCCUCGCCUUAGAUUCUGGUAAAAUUUCCUGCACACUCCUGAGAAUUGUCAGCUAGCAUUAAAGGUACUUCAAAUUAAGUAUUUGUUCCCAGUUCAGACCAUGGCUAUGCCCAUUUAUACCAGCCACUCAUAGAACAAAUGGUCCAGUCCUUCCAGGUGAUAGAGGCAGGAGUAGUAGAGUUCUGUAACAAGCUCAGAAAUGAUGUAUCCAUGGUUACCCGGUGCCUGCAGUCUGCUGGUUCUAAAGAGGCAGCCAAGGCCAGUUUUAAGCAGCUAUUUCAGGCGCAGAUCACAUGACAGCCACAGAAUGGAGAAACAUUCCAUUGUUUUACAGCCUGACCAAUAGUGGUGCAAAGU
This is a messenger RNA of Anguilla anguilla (European eel), 3073 nucleotides long. RefSeq names its product bestrophin 1 (gene best1). Gene Ontology annotation, molecular function: chloride channel activity. The record is from RefSeq and is a predicted model, not a curated record. Lineage: Eukaryota; Metazoa; Chordata; Actinopteri; Anguilliformes; Anguillidae. The transcript is spliced from 10 exons. Bases 302 to 2455 code for a protein of 717 amino acids.